AUGGCCUCACUCACUCCUCAAGAGCUAUUUUCGUUUCACACCAUUGAUCGUGAGCUAUUCUCUCGGCUGGUUAUCACUUUCAUGCGAGAUCCAGCUGAGUCUAUGUUGGUUUUGGCCUUCUGGCUCUGGCUUGAAGAGAAACGUAUGCCCGGUCUCGUCUACAAGAUGCGGUCGAUACCGGACCAUGUUGUGGAUCUUCUAGCUGAUGAAGCUGCUGCUUGCAUCAAGUUCCUCGAAUCCAACAAUCCUCCUUCCCCAGUUUCUGAUGGUGGCAUGCCCCUCACUGAUAAAUUCUUUGGCACCGACAUAUCUUUCGUGUCGAUUUACCAACAGAAGUAUGAAACUGUUACUGGAAUCAAAAACUUCCUUGGCUCCGUUUGCUCUCGAAUCUUCCCUGAUAUUCUCCACCUCGUGUUGGGAAAUCGUUAUUUUGUAAGUCUUAACCAACCUCUUGUUAUUCCCGGUUUUCCUCAUCCAACUUUUGGUUCAGUUCAUGUGAUGCCAAGAGCUUGCGAUUAUGGUUUACCCAAUGGAGGGAUUUGGGGAUGGCACCCUGGCAAUAACGUUACAGAAAAUGACAGAACCAUGUUCUUGACUUUCUCCCGAGGAUCUCCAGUGACGGCAACUGAAGUGGCAGAUGUUUUUACCAGAACUUUCGGUGAUAAUUUUGUUAAAACUGUGAUUAUGCAGGACAACAUUCAACCCCAUGAGCAGCCAUUGUUUGCAAAGCUCAUCCUUCGCUCUGUUGAGCAAGUUGAUAUCGUUCUAAGUGGUUGUCGGAUUGCCAAGUUCAAGAACAAUGGAAAGCAUAUUUGGGCUCGCAAGUACGAGAGCCGGGAGUAA
Carica papaya (papaya) is the source of this 843-nucleotide messenger RNA. RefSeq lists its product as uncharacterized. Lineage: Eukaryota; Viridiplantae; Streptophyta; Magnoliopsida; Brassicales; Caricaceae. The record is from RefSeq and is a predicted model, not a curated record.